Messenger RNA from Yamadazyma tenuis ATCC 10573, 2730 nucleotides. RefSeq names its product U6 snRNP complex subunit (gene PRP24). Gene Ontology annotation, molecular function: protein binding; mRNA binding. Lineage: Eukaryota; Fungi; Ascomycota; Pichiomycetes; Serinales; Debaryomycetaceae. The record is from RefSeq and is a predicted model, not a curated record. Gene Ontology annotation, cellular component: nucleus.
AUGGACAUCGAGGAAUUACAACAAAGAGUCCAGGAGCAGCCGUUUGAGUUGAGCCAACACGACACCUUGAUAAGUGCUCUCCGCCUCCACAAGACUACGAAAGUGUUGGACUUGUACCAGGCACGAGUCAAUAAGCUCGAGUACUUCACCCUCCGCCAUGAUGAGAUUAAUGAGAUUCUUGAAGAUUUAAUGGCAAUUGAUGAUAAAAAUACCCGGAUCGAGCUCGUCGACGGGUUCUAUAACCUCCUUAUACGUGAGUACCCCACCAGUUCCUACUGGCUUCGAUAUUUGGAUUUCGCUUCCCAGGUCAAAUCUCAUCUGGAGCUUCAUGAGAUGUACACUCGGGCAUUGAACGACACCGUACACGAUUUUGAAAACAGCCACUUGAUAUGGAACAAAGUACUAGAGUUCUUUACAGAGAUCCCCGAGGGGUCUACACCCGGCUCUGACCAGAUUCAAAUGUGGUGGAAACUACACAUUAAGCGUCUCAGCUAUCCACACAACAAGCUAGAACAGUCAUUUAGCGACACUUCGGAAUUUGUAUCCGUGUAUUUUCCGGAUAAGUACGACGAGUUUAUGACCAUGGCUCUGGAGGUCCAUGGUACGACACAGCGGCUGCAAAUUUACUACGAAAAGCACGAAGUGCACCUUACGCUGAAACACAAAGAUCCCGAUUUCUGGGCCCGGUACCUCGCUGACGUCGGGAAAUACUCCACGGACUUGCGACAGGUUUCGACCCUAUUCUACCGGUCGCUCAUGCUGGCUGUCAGCGAUUGGGUGCCCGUAUGGACCGCAUAUAUCUUCUUGUUGUAUUCUAAGGAUGAUAACACCAAGUUCUUGAUGGACAUCCUCCCCAAGUUCGUGUGUUCUUUCCCUGGAGCAUUUCAUCCGUACGUGGAGUACAUCAGGAACAUGGAGCUCUUUGACGAGCCGGAAUUAUAUGACAGGAUACGAGACAGAAUCGAGUAUAUGAAGUUGUUAAACCCGACCAGUCAGGGCUGGCAGCUUAUUGCCACCACGAUUCUUUCCUUUGAGAACCGAGUUGAAUCGCCCCGCUUGUUGGGAGAUGUGAAGCGGUUCUUUACGGGUGCUGUUGCAGACAAUAGCGUUGUUUCUGCCGAAGACAAUGCGCAUCUGGUGGAGAAGAUAUGCAUUUCGAUUUAUGAGUCCAGGGGACUUCUUGAAGAGGCCAAACACUUGGUGCUGAAGCUCACAUUGGUGUUCGGAGGUGAAAGUGCCGUCUGGAUAUAUGCAUUGAGGUUUUUUGAACGUAACCACUUUAAGUAUGAGGAUGUAAGCAGAUUUUUGCACACUGCAAUAGCAGCGGCGGUGGAGAUGGACUCACCUGUGCAACUCAUAAACGAAGCUCUUUUGUAUGAACAAGUGUAUGGCACACGCAUAUCGUUGCAGAAAGCUGUGGUGAGAGCCAAUAUCGUCUACAGAACAAUCAAUGAGAAGAAGGCAGAAAGUGAGGACGAAGAUACGCAGUGGAACCAGUCAGCUGUCGCAGAAUUUGUCAGUACUCCAGGUGUCACUACGCGCAAAAGGCCGCUAGACACCCACGAACCCAUACCAAAGAAGGUGAAAAUAGAUAAGCCCACCAGAAACAGAGAAGAGCUUUCCGUCAAGGUGACAGGACUACCAGCAAAUGUCCCUGAAUGUACGGUCGAACAGUUCUUUCAAGACUGUGGAGUGGUGAGAAAUGUGGUUGUGUUCCACAGUGGAGAAGGGUGCGAAGCGGUGGUGGAGUUCGAAGACAACCAGGCAAUUUUUGCAGCAUUAACCAAGUCGCACAAGAAGCUUGAGAACCAAGAAGUUCUUGUAAAGCGUAUGUCCCACUGCAUUUUGUGGGUGUGUAACUUCCCUCCUUCCAUGGACAAAACCAAGCUCAUCAAGGUGUUUGAACCGUACGGGACUGUCAUAGACGUACGGUUGCCAUUUCAGAACAGUCAGCACCGCCAACGCCGGUUCGCGUACAUUGAGUACGCGGAAGGAGAACAAGCCCGUGCAGCGGUUUCGCAAUUGAAUGGUAAAAUGCUCCACGACGACCUCAAUGACAGCACCUAUAAGCUUGUGGCCAAGUUCUCCGACAACAGUGCUGAGCGUGGACCGCCAGUAUUCAAGAGACAAAUAUACGUAGGAAACAUUCCAUAUGAUACUACUACUGCCCAGGUGCGAGAGUUUUUCCAGGUAUAUGGCCGAGUCGAAAACGUCACAUUACCCAUUUCCACCCAAACAAAAGAACGGGGGCAUAUGAAUAGCGGGUACGGGUUCGUUUUAUUCCAAUCUGAAACUUCUAUUGCCCAAGCCCUCACAGCAGAUGGUAGUCUGUUUCGCGACCGAAUCAUCAAAGUAUCUGCCUCCAAACCCUCCCAAGUGGAUAUCGUGAACGAGUUAAGACCUUUCAACCACCAGCUGUCGUUGGCCUUAUACCAGGUGCCCAAAACAGCCACCAGAGAGCAAUUGCUGUUAUAUUUCAAACAAACCACCGGGGUUAAACCUACACGCAUAACAAUAUUUCCUGAUAAAGAAGCAGCUGCGGUGCAAUUUGCAUCCACUAGCGAGUCUGGAAAGGCCGGGCUUGCGAUACAAAGCCAUCAAUUCAACAGCACAUUUUUGAAGGCCGAUAGCCUUGAUACCUUGACCUCCCUGGUACCACGUGAGGCCCCUGUGCCCUCUCCCGGGCCCAAGCGUAAUUACUUUAUACCAGCAUCGGUACAACGCAGGUAG